This is a messenger RNA of Neurospora tetrasperma FGSC 2508, 2247 nucleotides long. RefSeq lists its product as uncharacterized. The record is from RefSeq and is a predicted model, not a curated record. Bases 117 to 2024 code for a protein of 635 amino acids. Lineage: Eukaryota; Fungi; Ascomycota; Sordariomycetes; Sordariales; Sordariaceae. The transcript has a single exon.
CCAUAUCACAUUGCGUUUCACUCUAGCGGAUACUCUGCCUGAGGGAUCGACGGUUCCCAAAAAGGCCAGCAGCUCAGAAAGGAACUAUACUCCCCGGUAUCCGGCCUCAUAUCAUCAUGCCCCUUGGUAUCAGGACUUUCAUCAGCAGAAACAACAUCAAGUAUAACUCGGCCUGGGUCUUGUCACUCCUGGCCACAUCACUCGUUCUCACUUGGCCUCAUCUCUGCCUCGCCAUUCCUUUACCUCAGCCUAACUUGUCUCCGAGAGGCAACAACAACCCAUUGAACAUCGAUUGGGAUCCCGCUCCGGCACCAGAAGACGGCCCCCCAUUGUCACGAGGUGCUAUCCGUGACCCGGCCUAUCUCCCAGCACAGAUUGGCGGCAUUGUUGGUUCGUACGCGGUAUCAUUGGUCAUUGUCGCCACCCUUCUUCUUGUGCUUUCCAAAGGACGGCGUCAAGCUUUGAUCAACGCCGACCUUCCGGAAGAAGACAAGUACCUCGACUUCAACCCUCUCCCGGCAUAUCUUCAGCAAUCCGAGGAGGAGUUUAAACAGACACUUGCACAGUUCCAUCAACAAGAACUCGGAGAGCACUUCCUCCAGCAGCAAGAGUACGGACAAGUCCCGCCACCACUUCCUACGCUGCAAAUCCCACCGAGCCCAUACAGGAACUGGGGAUUCAGAGAAUCACCACUUAGCGCCAGCAGAUCACACUCAGUCAUCUCUGCUGGGUCACCAACCUCGACGGUUCUCGCAUCCGGUUACGAUCUUUCAGUCGACCAGACGGUGAUCCAACACGACAGAGCCAUGGCGCAACAACAGCUAGAAGAGAUGUACAGGCAUGUGAUGGAGCAAGAGGAGGCAAAGGCAGAGGGGAGGCAGUACAUACCACCAAACCUACCAAGACCCUCGGUGUCAUCAUUUGCUUCCCAGCAACCGCAUCAACAAGCCUCAGCAACACCAGGAACUGUCCGCAAAAACAAGCCUUCCAAUCUCAACCUUUCCAAGGAAAAGGAGGAGAAGCAAUCCCGCGGCGCCUCUUUCCUCAACUUUCUCAAAUCCCCCAAGAAGAACAAGGCGCCCCAAGGCCUCUCCAUCUCCUCGCCCAUCAUGACCCCGAUGUCCGGCACUUUCCCCCGCGGCUACCACCCGGACGUCGACGGGCAAGAGAUGAACUCGAUCCCUCCGCGUCACUACGCCCCGGCCAAGCCACCUCCCAUCCCCUCGGACGUGCUCCCCUUCCGCCGUCAACAGGCUCAAUACCCCAGCCCCGACAUCUCCCCCGUAAGCAUUCAGUCCAUCGACCAACGCAUCGACGUCGCCCUCCACCAUCCUGCAAAUCACGGCGAGCGCGAAGGAGCUCGCCCAGACGAGCGUCUUCCCUCGCACAUCCGCGACCCCUCAGCAGCCUCCAACGCCUCUUCCCUCACGGGCGACGCCUACCUCGCCGACCCGCCCUCUGCCGUCUCCGACCGGUCCACCUCGGGUCUCGUCUCCUCCGGCACCGUCGGCCUCCCCUCCUCCCCUCGCCCCGGCGCCAACCGCUUCCCCUCUCUCGACUCAACCCGCACUCUCCCCGCGUCUCCCAAACCCGGUGCUUCCUUCUCCUCUUCCCGCUCUGGCGCCUCCUCAACUGGAAAAUCCAGCACUCUCCGCCCCAACGCUCCCGCUCCUCUCAACUCUCUAAGCGGGAACGCCUCCGCCUCCUCCUCUGCCGUCCGCGCCGGCGGCGCUCUGCCCCUCCGCGCUUACGAGCCUUCCCUCGCUAGCCCCACCAGCGGGUCGCAGACAACCAAACAGACGGUAUUUACCCGCCAAGUGCCGGGCCCUCUGAGUCCGGGCACUGCUGGCCUCAGAACGCCGUGGACGGGCGCGCCCGUGCCGUAUAGUCCGUACCAACCCUUUUCGCCGGUGGUGCCGAUUACCCCGUCGUUGGUGACCAAGGCGGAUAGGAAGAGGAUGAAGAAGUUUGAGCCCAAGACGCCGACGGUGGAGAUGGUGAGGAGUGAAGAGGAGAUUUGGUAGGUGUGGGAUAAAAAGGGGAUGUGGAGCGAAAAAAAAAAGAAGAAAAAAAAUUGCAUGGUACUGGAAUUUGGGAUUGAUAUCUUUAGGAUGGAUGGAUGGAUGGUAGCAUUGGGCGGAAAGAUUGGGGGUAAAAAACAUGGAUGGGUGAUGGAUAAGGUAUAAGUGGCAUGAUGGAUGGAUGGCAUGGACGGUGAUGGUGAUGGUGAUGGCGAUGGUGAUGGUG